CCUGCCCGGAAGCUGCCCCUCCGCUCCCGCCCCUGCGCAGCGUUGGUGUGGGGCUGUCUGGUCUCCCGGGCCGGACGCGCGGUGCACGCUGGUCUCUCGGCGGUCGGAGCGGAGUCGGUGGCCAUGGGGAGCGAUUUCUACCUGCGCUAUUACGUGGGGCACAAGGGGAAAUUCGGCCACGAGUUCCUGGAGUUCGAGUUCCGGCCGGACGGAAAACUGAGAUAUGCGAACAACAGCAAUUACAAAAAUGAUGUAAUGAUCCGAAAAGAGGCCUAUGUACACAAGAGUGUGAUGGAGGAACUGAAGAGAAUAAUUGAUGACAGUGAAAUCACAAAAGAAGAUGAUGCCUUAUGGCCUCCACCUGACAGAGUUGGUCGGCAGGAGCUUGAAAUUGUAAUCGGUGAUGAACACAUCUCUUUUACCACAUCAAAAAUCGGAUCGCUUAUUGACGUAAAUCAAUCCAAGGAUCCAGAAGGGUUACGAGUGUUUUACUAUCUGGUGCAGGACCUUAAGUGUCUAGUCUUCAGUCUCAUUGGAUUACAUUUCAAGAUUAAGCCAAUUUAAAUUGUAUAAUUUUGAAUUUGUAUUGUAACAUUGCAAGGGGUGGGAUACUUUCAUUCGUUAUCUCUUCUUGGAUAGAACUUUUAUGUAUGUUUAGGAUUUUUUUUUACAAACUGUAAGUGAAUGUCUUUAAUAAAAAUGGUGAAACCUG
This is a messenger RNA of Caretta caretta (loggerhead turtle), 712 nucleotides long. It is a transcript of the gene MAGOH, whose product is annotated as mago homolog, exon junction complex subunit. The record is from RefSeq and is a predicted model, not a curated record. NCBI's taxonomy places the organism in Eukaryota, Metazoa, Chordata, Testudines, Cheloniidae. Gene Ontology annotation, biological process: RNA splicing. Gene Ontology annotation, cellular component: nucleus; catalytic step 2 spliceosome; exon-exon junction complex.